UCGAAACAAUCGGCCAUUUCGACUGCACCGCCGUAGUACCCGAGUGUCACGGCUGCUCAGCAUUGUCCGCCAGAAACAACGCCACCUUGCCCACAGUAGAAGAUGAGUGACGCCGUGGUUUCAUUUGCCAAGGACUUCUUGGCCGGUGGUAUUGCUGCUGCCAUUUCCAAAACAGCUGUUGCCCCCAUCGAGAGAGUCAAGCUUCUUCUUCAGGUACAGCAUGCCAGCAAACAGAUCACCGUGGACAUGCAGUACAAGGGAAUUAUGGACUGUGUGGUCCGCAUUCCUAAGGAACAGGGUUUCCUGUCAUUCUGGAGAGGAAACCUGGCCAACGUCAUCAGAUACUUCCCCACCCAGGCCCUCAACUUCGCCUUCAAAGACAAGUACAAGAAGGUCUUCCUAGAUGGCGUUGACAAGCAUACCCAGUUCUGGCGGUACUUUGCUGGUAACCUGGCCUCCGGCGGUGCUGCUGGUGCCACCUCUCUGUGCUUCGUCUACCCCCUCGACUUCGCCAGAACCAGGCUGGCUGCCGACGUUGGCAAAAGCGGCGCCGAGAGGGAGUUCUCCGGUUUGGGCAACUGUUUGGUGAAAGUGUUCAGGUCUGACGGUUUGAAGGGCCUGUACCAGGGCUUCAAUGUUUCAGUCCAGGGCAUUAUCAUCUACAGGGCUGCCUACUUCGGCAUCUAUGACACCGCUAAAGGUAUGAUGCCAGAUCCCAAGAACACUCACAUCGUAGUAAGCUGGAUGAUCGCUCAGACGGUCACUGCAGUCGCUGGCCUCACGUCCUACCCCUUUGACACCGUUCGUCGUCGUAUGAUGAUGCAGUCCGGCCGCAAAGGAGCUGACAUCAUGUACACCGGCACAAUUGACUGCUGGAAGAAAAUUGCCCGUGAUGAGGGUGGCAAGGCCUUCUUCAAGGGAGCCUGGUCUAAUGUUCUCAGAGGCAUGGGUGGUGCCUUUGUGUUGGUCUUGUAUGACGAACUCAAGAAGGUCAUGUAAAACCGUUUUGUAUGUCCGCCAUUAAUGUUGUCGAAUGGUGUUAACUGUAACAUAUCUUGUACAUUUGGAAGGACUGUCAAAAUUCCGCCUUAUUUAUAGGGACCAACUAGUGUUCACUACUAGUUGCACAGGGGGAAUGUCAUGUAUUUUUCUUUUGCCCUACUUUCGGUCGGUUUUCUUCCAUCAGAAUGUCAUUCCCACAACCCUUUUGGGAACAAAAGCGUCUACCUUUCAUCCUGCCAGUCUGUUUUAGUCCAUACUUUAAUAAAUUUACCCUUCUGAUUGAACCUA
Molecule: messenger RNA, 1290 nt
Organism: Anguilla rostrata (American eel)
Lineage: Eukaryota; Metazoa; Chordata; Actinopteri; Anguilliformes; Anguillidae
Gene: slc25a5
Product: solute carrier family 25 member 5
Exons: 4
Coding region: 103-999 (298 amino acids)
Biological process (GO): mitochondrial ADP transmembrane transport; negative regulation of mitochondrial outer membrane permeabilization involved in apoptotic signaling pathway; mitochondrial ATP transmembrane transport
Cellular component (GO): mitochondrial inner membrane
Molecular function (GO): ATP:ADP antiporter activity
Source: RefSeq, a predicted model, not a curated record